AUGGCAGUUCUUAGGGAGGAUGAUGAUGAAGAUGGGUUUCUGUCCCACUUGGCUAGCAGACAGGAAGCUAAACAAAUGAAAGGGAUGUUUGCUGCUUACGAAAGAGCUUCAGGCCAGGCCAUCAACUAUGAGAAGUCUGCAGUUUUCUUUAGUGCAAACACAAACAAAGAGCUGAGAAAGGACAUAUGUGCUGAGCUGGGAAAUAUGAAGGAGGCUGCAAGUGGAAAAUACCUAGGACUACCUAUGCUGAUAGGUAGAUCAAAGCAACAGGUAUUCGGCUAUAUUAAGCACAAGGUGCAAGGCAAGCUACAAGGGCGGAAAAGGAACUUGUUAAGUCACGCAGGAAAGGAGAUUCUGAUCAAGUCUGUGGCAAUGGCACUUCCCACGUAUACCAUGUCAUGUUUCAAGCUUCCAAAAGUGCUGUGUAAGGAUAUAAGUAAGAUGAUAGCUACAUUCUGGUGGGGAGGUGGAGAGAAUGAGAGGAAAAUGCAUUGGACUAGCUGGAACAAGAUGUCGCAGGUAAAGGGUAAGAGGGGACUGGGAUUUAGAGAUUUAGAAAAGUUCAAUGAAGCACUUUUAGCUAAGCAACUGUGGAGAAUACUCACCAAUCCAGAUUUGCUUAUGAGUAAGGAUAAUUGGAUACAAGGGAUUGAGGAUGGAUGGAUUAAAACUAGAAGAGAUCCACGGUGCACACUAAGGAAAGUAGAUGAACUGAUAGCAGAUGGAGAUUGGAACCAGGAAAUACUGAAUCGCUUGUUUAUAGCAGAGGAUGUCCAAAAGAUCAAGGCUAUUCCACUCAGUAUAACAGGCUGCCAGGAUAGAUUGUAUUGGCGAUACACCAAAGCAGGUGUGUUUACGGUGAAAUCUGCCUAUGAUGUGGCAAUGGAAAUAAGGCAGCGCCAGCACAUGGAAAGGCUGAAGGGAGAUAGUGGAAGCACGAGCUAUGAUCAACAGAACUCAAAAAUCUAG
This is a messenger RNA of Coffea eugenioides, 969 nucleotides long. RefSeq lists its product as uncharacterized. The coding region runs from base 1 to 969 and encodes 322 amino acids. Lineage: Eukaryota; Viridiplantae; Streptophyta; Magnoliopsida; Gentianales; Rubiaceae. The transcript is spliced from 3 exons. The record is from RefSeq and is a predicted model, not a curated record.